Molecule: messenger RNA, 993 nt
Organism: Mesorhabditis spiculigera
Lineage: Eukaryota; Metazoa; Nematoda; Chromadorea; Rhabditida; Rhabditidae
Source: the annotation of a GenBank genome assembly
AUGGUCAUUAUGGCAUACAAAAUUGAGCGAAAUAUCAGCAAACAGGUGAGCAACCGCUACAUCGUCUCGCUGGCCAUCUCGGACCUAAUUAUUGGUAUCGAGGGCUUCCCGUUAUUUACCAUAUAUUUUCUUAAUGGAGAUCGUUGGCCCCUCGGCUCGAUCACCUGCGAGACAUGGCUUUUUCUCGACUACACCCUGUGCCUUGUCUCAAUUUUAACAGUACUUUUAAUAACAGCUGAUAGAUACCUAUCCGUCUGCCACACCGCCAAAUACCUAAAGUGGCAGUCCCCAACCAAGACACAGGUGAUGAUCAUCUUGUCGUGGCUGAUCCCUGCCGUCGUUUUCGGGAUUAUGAUUUACGGGUGGAAGGCGAUGACGGGCGAGGCAGACAGCAUGCGAGGCUAUGAGUGUUCGGCUCCCUUCCUCGCCAACCCGUAUGUCAACAUGGGGAUGUACGUCUCCUACUACUGGACGACGCUUGUGGCGAUGUUAAUAUUAUACAAGGGCAUCCACCAGGCCGCGAAGAAUCUGGAGGACAAGGCCAAGGCAAAGGAACGCCGGCAUAUCGCGUUGAUAUUGAGUCAACGGUUGGGGACGCAGGUCGGCGUCUCCCUGAUGCUCCAACAAGACAAGGAGCGCGAGAAGAAGAUGGAGCUGGAAGGAGCAGAGGCAGACACGAGAGAUAGCGCCUAUGCCACGCAGACGACAGCUAUUCGCCGAAAGCAGACGAAAGCUGAGAAAAGGGCUCACAAGGCGUUCCGUACGAUCACCUUUAUCGUCGGCUGUUUCGCCAUUUUGUGGUCACCGUAUUACGUUAUGGCGACCAUCUACGGGUUCUGCAAGGGAGAGUGCAUACCAUCGCUGCUCUACACCCUCUCCUAUUAUAUGUGCUAUUUGAAUAGCAGCGGUAACCCAUUCGCCUAUGCACUCGCCAACCGGCAAUUCCGAUCAGCGUUUAUGAGAAUGUUGAAGGGCGAUUUCAACCCCAGGCGA